This is a messenger RNA of Mercenaria mercenaria, 1434 nucleotides long. RefSeq lists its product as uncharacterized. The coding region runs from base 1 to 384 and encodes 127 amino acids. The transcript is spliced from 6 exons. NCBI's taxonomy places the organism in Eukaryota, Metazoa, Mollusca, Bivalvia, Venerida, Veneridae. The record is from RefSeq and is a predicted model, not a curated record.
AUGAGGGCAGAAUACAUUGGACAGGGGUUGGUGCGUUCGAAGAAACUUGCUGUAGUUGAUGUUGAACAUAUAGAUGAUGAAAAGGAAAAUGACAUAGAUGAUUCAGUAGAGUUGAAGAAAAUGAUCUCUUUGUUGCAAGAAGAGAAAAAUCAGAUGCAGAAACAGAUUGACAGUCUUACAGAAAACAAACGAAGAAGAGAAACAGACUCCCAAAAUAAUCAGGGAAAGUGGAAUGUUGGUGAUACAGUCAGGGCAAAAUGGUGCGACAAUGAAUUUUACACUGCCAAAGUACAGAAAGUGGAAACAAUGUACCAUGUUGUGUUCACUGAUGACAACAAGAAGAGGAAAGUUUCAGACCAGGACUUAAAAGAGAUGACAGAAUAAAACAAAAUCAUCCAUACAAUAUAUAUCUAUACUAAACAACGAAAAGAAAUAAUAUGUUUAAUUUCUGACAGAUUGAUUCUCAUUUCUUGUUUAUGCAUUUGAAAAUACUUCAGCAAGCUAUAAACAAUCUAUGUCUAAAUGAUGUCUGCCAUAUAUUAAGAUUGUGUCAGUCAAAGCAUACCAAUUUUAAAUUUUGAUUACUCCUUAGUCAGUGUAAUUUUAGUUUUGCCUAAAAGUUCAGAAUUUAAUAGAAACACUUUGUGUAUUUGUAUAUUUCGAAUGGUUUGAUACAUAGUCUUGUUCAGCAAGCCAGUCGAUGAGAUUAUGCCAUUUUAAAUAGCCUUUUUAUGCAUGUUAGUACACUGUUUUUAUGCAUAUUUCUACAUGUCAACAUUGUUUUAUGUAAAAGGUUGUUCUGCCAGUCUAGCACAAACUUGUAUAGAUAUAAUUAAUGUUUAUCAGUUGUUCUUGUACUUUUGCUAGGUUGACCAAGCAAUGCCUAAGCUUUGAUUAACAAGUUGAACACACUUAGUUUCUAAGACAUUAAACUGUCUUUCAUGAAUUAAUUGAAGGCCAGCUGAACAAUUCUGAAAGUAAUAUGAAACAUUGUGAAUGAGAUGAUGUACUGUGUACAAGACCCAGACCCCUAGCUCUAAGGUCAAAGUCAUUUUGAGGAAAGAACAUUUUUCAGAUUGGUAUUUUUUUCUCUGGUCUGUAACUUUUUUAUGCAUUUGAUGUAUAUUAUUCAAAUAAUUUUGAAUAAAUAUGUAUAUUUACAGGACACCUAAAUUAAUUUUCUAUUUUUCGUUUGUACAUGAAAUUACCUCCUUUUUAUUAUGUUAAGUACAAUACAUGUGAACCUGCUCGCUUAGCUUAAUAGGGAGUGCGCCAGUCUACGUUAUGGUUGUGUUGUGAGUUUGAUCCUUGGGUGGGAUGUAUGUUCUCUGUGAUCAUUCAUCUUCAACCUCACACUCAUGUGGGGAAGUUGGUGAACAGGUGGUACUGGUACAGAAUCCAGGAACACUGGUUUGGUUAAUUGCCCACAAUUAC